Cynocephalus volans (Philippine flying lemur) is the source of this 3648-nucleotide messenger RNA. It is a transcript of the gene NEK11, whose product is annotated as NIMA related kinase 11. Gene Ontology annotation, molecular function: ATP binding; protein kinase activity. The record is from RefSeq and is a predicted model, not a curated record. Lineage: Eukaryota; Metazoa; Chordata; Mammalia; Dermoptera; Cynocephalidae. The transcript has 14 exons. Bases 1417 to 2835 code for a protein of 472 amino acids. Gene Ontology annotation, biological process: protein phosphorylation.
AGCCGUGGGCUGCGGCGGUCGGGAGCUCGGCUGGGGCAUCAGCCCCUAGGUUGAGGCCUGCCCAAUUACGGGAGGGACUCGGGGAUGCCCCCGGCGACGACGGGGAAAGGUAACGCGAGCCGGGCCCCCGCAGCGCCGAGGAGGGGAAUGGAUUGAAGCCGCCCGGGCCGGGUCCCGCACCUCUAGGCCCGCAUCCCCGCGACUUGCUCCCUUCCUUGGACUCCUCACCUCCCGGAUCCACUCCAGUCUUCGUAGAACAAGUGUUGGCCGGUGUCCCUCAACAUACACCAACCCGCCUUGCGAAAACGUAAAUUUUUAAAAAGUUGAAGAGACAAGGAAUUGUUCGUUUUACCUUCAGUUUACGGUUUAUCGUUAAGGUUAGAUUCCUGCUUGAGCAGAACUUGGUGCCAAAUCAGCUUCCUCUAGUUUAUUACCGUGAAGAGAAAAACGCGGUUUCACCCUGUGCUGAACGCACUCCCGUUUCCCUCGUCUUUUGCCUCCAGCCAGAUGGGUUUCACCUGCAAGGAAUAGUUUGCACAGGCGAUAAUCUCUCCCAUUUCUCGAAUAUUUCUCAUCCAGCUUCUUUUUUUUUUUUUUUUUUUUUUUUUAAUCUCUAUUGGCUUUAUUGCGAUUCUAGAAUACGGCAACACAUUAUUCCAUAAAACAGAACAGUGUUCCCUUUCUGAACACAGUGGUCCAGCUUUCUGAACCUCCAUUUUUACUCCCCUUGGGCGGCAGUGGGUCUGCUAGACGCUUGUUUGCCCGAACAAAGUUUACUGAACACCUAGUAUAUGCCGGGCGGUAAGCACUGGAGAUACAGAGACAGGCAAGAGAGAUACAACGGUAAUGAAGGUGUGUUCCCUGCGCUCAAAUUCAUUCACAACCCAUGAGGGGUGAGCGGGUGUGGACAAGUGAACAGGUAGUUCUAGAAUCUCGACAGCACAGUACGUUCUUGGGCUGCUGUGUGGUUUCACCGAGGAGACCAGUGGAAUGGAUGGCACAAACCGGGAGUGGGACCGGGGCAGCAGAGCUGAGUGUGAGGUUGCACGGAGGGAACCUCGUUCCGGGAUGCUCUGCAGCCCGAGCCAGACUGCUUAGGCACUGUGGGGUUUAAACCCUGCUCUACAAAUAGGAGCCACUGUCUCUGAUUGUUUCCUUCACUCAGUGGGGACCUUAAUCUCAUCUAGAAAAUAAGGAGAACUACUGAGUGAUCCAAAGGGACUUUUCAAUUGAAAAAGCUGUCUAUACAUUUUUCUGAACAGCUUAAUUUGGCCAGAAAGCAUCACCUUUAUGCCCCCGAAGGAAACAAACAAAAGGCAUUGACCAUCGCUACUUGGAUGAAUUUGACCAUCUCUUAGGAGACUUGAAUGUUAAGUUUGUAUAAAUGAAUAAACCAGUUCUGUCUUGUUUGGAACAAUGCUGAAAUUCCAAGAGUGUGUGAGUGUAUCAACAACUCUUUCCACUUCUCCAAAGAGAUUGAUUGCAAGAAGAUAUAUGCUUCAACAGAAACUUGGCAGUGGAAGUUUCGGAACUGUCUAUCUGGUUUCAGACAAGAAAGCUAAACAAGGAGAGGAAUUAAAGGUACUGAAGGAAAUAUCUGUUGGAGAACUAAAUCCAAACGAGACUGUGCAAGCCAAUUUGGAAGCCCAGCUCCUCUCCAAGUUGGACCACCCAGCCAUUGUUAGGUUCCAUGCAAGCUUUGUGGAGCAAGAUAAUUUCUGCAUUAUCACAGAGUACUGUGAGGGCCGAGAUUUGGACUAUAAAAUUCAGGAAUAUAAAGAAGCUGGAAAAACCUUUCCAGAAAAUCAAAUAAUAGAAUGGUUUAUCCAGCUGUUGCUGGGAGUUGACUACAUGCAUGAGAGGAGGAUACUUCAUCGAGAUUUGAAAUCAAAGAAUGUAUUUCUGAAAAAUAAUCUACUUAAAAUUGGUGACUUUGGAGUUUCUCGACUCCUUCUGGGAUCUUGUGACAUGGCCACAACUUUAACUGGAACUCCCCAUUAUAUGAGCCCUGAGGCUCUGAAACACCAAGGCUACGACACAAAGUCGGACAUCUGGUCACUGGCAUGCAUUUUGUAUGAGAUGUGCUGCAUGAAUCAUGCCUUCACUGGCUCCAAUUUCUUGUCCGUUGUUCUAAAAAUUGUUGAGGGAAACACACCUUCUCUUCCUGACAGAUAUCCGAGAGAACUAAACGCCAUCAUGGAAAGCAUGUUGAAUAAGAAUCCUUCAUCGAGACCAUCUGCUAUAGAAAUUUUAAAAAUUCCUUACAUUGAUGAACAGCUACAGCAUCUGAUGUGUAGAUAUUCGGAAAUGACUCUGGAAGACAGGAAUGUGAAUUGUCGGAAGGAGGCUGCUCAUAUAAUUAAUGCCAUGCAACAAAAGAUCCACCUACAGACUCUGCAGGCACUGUCAGAAGUGCAGAAAAUGACGCCGAGAGAAAGGAUGAGGCUGAGGAAGCUCCAGGCGGCUGAUGAGAAAGCCAGGAAGCUGAAAAAGAUUGUGGAAGAAAAAUAUGCAGAAAAUAACAAAAGAAUGCAAGAAUUGAGAUCGCAGAACUUUCAGCAGCUGAGUGUUGAUAUACUCCAUGAAAAAAAACAUUUAAGAGGAACAGAAGAAAAGGAAGAGCGACCUAAGGCAAGACUUUCUUGUUGGCCCCAGGAGGAGGAUAAGGAGAGGCAGCCAGGCGGGGAAGAGGAAUUUGAUGAACCGACUUCAGAGAACCUGCCUGAGUCUCAGCCUAUUCCUUCCCGGGACCUCAGUGAACUUGAAUCAAGUGUAGAGGACAUCAUAACUGACCUUGGACAUCAUGCUAAUGAAUGGCUGAGAGAGAUGUGGUGAAGUCAUGGAGUUGGAAAGCACCUGGGAAGUUCUCUAGCUAUCACUUGGAACAUAAAGCCCUUAGUCUAGAAUAUGAUCCAUAUGAUCAUGAGGUUUGGGGUUUUAUUCUAAUAUCAGCUGACCAACUUUAUCUUCCACAAAAAGUGUUAACAGAGUUUUGGGUUCUUCUCUCAGGAGGAAAAUUGGGUAUUUAGAGGUGUGGGGCUAGGAUCCUUUUGCUCCUCUCUUUUUGGUUUUUAUAGUUGGAGGGCUCACAUUUGAGUGUCAGGGAAUCGUACCAACAGGUCUAAAAGGACCUGGUGCCUGCCAAAGCAGCUAAGCGUCAUAGAACAAAAGGUGAUAGCCCAGACUCCCAAAUCUAGCCCAAGAUGGAGAAGCAGGGGGAGCUAUCUGGCUCUUAAGUCCUCAGAAAAGAAGACCAAAUGCUGGGGUCACUUUCACAUUCUUGGAUCUCUCAUCACUUCUGAGCUUUAGAUGUCUUCAAGACUUUAUUUAUAAACACAAAUUGAUCAUGGUUUUAUUUCAUAUUUGUCACAUAUUCCACUGAGUUACGUUUGUUUCACGAUAGUGUUUCCACCUGACUGUAAUAUUUAAUCCCAGAAAUAAAGACCCCUACAGCCACUCACUAAUUUUCUGAGUUCUAGAGGAUAAUUAGAAUGAGUCUAAUAUUGAAUAAAGAUGGGCUGAUUCUCCUCCCUGAGGCAUAUUUAAUAAUUUAUAGUGUUCCUUCUGCAUGACAAGUCUCUAACUGAAAUGUAAAAGAUUAUAUCCAAUUUGAAAAAUUUAAAUGGAUACAGCCUAACACCUGCCCAA